Molecule: messenger RNA, 733 nt
Organism: Lotus japonicus
Lineage: Eukaryota; Viridiplantae; Streptophyta; Magnoliopsida; Fabales; Fabaceae
Product: RING-H2 finger protein ATL18-like
Exons: 1
Coding region: 61-474 (137 amino acids)
Biological process (GO): protein ubiquitination
Source: RefSeq, a predicted model, not a curated record
AUCAUUGUUAUAAACUGAUAGAAACAACAGAGUUGAGAAAAUCAAAAUCAGAGGAUCAUCAUGAAUUGUCUUGUGGGGUGUCAGUCUCAGUUGUGGGUAGUGACCAUUGUGUUCUACACUUGCAUCUUGAUCCCAUUGAAGGAACUCAAGGGGGCACUUGCAAGCUUGUUUGGUCUCUUCAGCAAAGAUGUGGUGGAGUUCCCUGCAGUGAUUUCAUCAUUGCCGGUGGCGAGAUUUGAGGAUUUGCGAAGGCAAUGUUGUUGUGAAGGAGGUGAUGAUGAUGAGUUGAGAGAGAAGAUUUGCUCCAUUUGCUUGGUGGAGUUUGAAGGGGAAGAUGCAGUGAGCAAACUGGAAAGGUGUGGGCAUGUGUUCCAUCUCAAUUGCAUUGAACAAUGGCUAGACCGUUGUCAAUUCUCUUGCCCACUUUGUAGGUCCUUUCUAUUUUCUCAACAUCAUGUCUAUACAACCAAAUAGAUCAACCGGGCGAAUUAGUCUAAUUUAAGUAGAUAUCUCAUUUUUGUGUCUCUCUAGAUAUGUUAAAUACUUUGUAUAUCAAGCUUUAUCGUCUAUAAUGAUCAUAUUCGACUCGAAUCAGAUUGACUCAAUGAAAAAUACUGUCAAUUUAUAAAUUUUUUUUUAUCAUAGGAAUCAGAGCCUCCUAAGAGUGGUGUAGUUGUUGUUUGUGAGUAGUGUUGUUACCAAGUUUUGUAAUGGAUACUCAUAAAUGAAGAUC